This is a messenger RNA of Dromaius novaehollandiae (emu), 1919 nucleotides long. It is a transcript of the gene PPP1R14C, whose product is annotated as protein phosphatase 1 regulatory inhibitor subunit 14C. The transcript has 5 exons. Gene Ontology annotation, cellular component: cytoplasm. The record is from RefSeq and is a predicted model, not a curated record. Bases 158 to 571 code for a protein of 137 amino acids. NCBI's taxonomy places the organism in Eukaryota, Metazoa, Chordata, Aves, Casuariiformes, Dromaiidae. Gene Ontology annotation, molecular function: protein serine/threonine phosphatase inhibitor activity. Gene Ontology annotation, biological process: regulation of phosphorylation.
CCGCGCCGCCGUGCCAUGAGCGCCUUUAAACGGCAGGUGCGGAGGAGCCAGGCACACGCGCCACCGGCGGCGGCGGCGGCGGCGGCGGCGGCGGCGGCGGCGGCUCCGGCCCGGCGGUAGCGGCGGGCGGCGCCUCUCGGCGGCGGCGGAGCGGAGCAUGUCGGUGGCGACCGGGGGCAGCGAGGCGGCGGCGGGCGGCGGCGGCGGGAGCCGCGUUUUCUUCCAGAGCCCCCGCGGCGGCGGCGGGAGCGGGAGCGGCGGUGGCGGCGGCUCCUCCCGGGAGGACUCGGUGUCGCCGGCGGCGGCGGUGGUGCAGGUCCAGCAGCGGCGCCACCAGCAGGGCAAAGUGACGGUGAAAUACGAUCGGAAGGAGCUGCGGAAGCGGCUGGUGCUGGAGGAGUGGAUCGUGGAGCAGCUCGGGCAGCUCUACGGCUGCGAGGAAGAAGAGAUGCCAGAUGUAGAAAUUGACAUUGAUGACCUUCUUGAUGCAGCCAAUGAAGAGGAGAGAGCUCUCAAAUUACAGGAAGCUCUUGUAGAUUGCUACAAACCAACAGAGCCCUCCAAGGAAUAAUUUGUAAGCUCUUGAAUCUUUAACUGAAUUAUUGGAAUUUAUCAAAGAGCUGCUAACUCGGAUAAGAGGAAUGAGGAAACUCAGUCCCCCUCAAAAGAAGAGUAUAUAAAUAACUCCAAGUAGUAGCACUCUGUAAAAGACAUGGCAAGGGAAAUUGGACUUUGAAUACAAGACCUUUAUUAAAAUAGUUGUCUAUCUCCACAACUUUUUUGAUUUCAUUCAGUUUUGACUUUUACUCGAGGAAGUUCUUUUGUGUGUUCUAAGGGUUCUUUUUUAAGUGUCAAUUUUUUAAAUCAAGAAUAUCAACAUUUUGGAUGCUGCUCAACUUUCACUUGAGGAUUACUGAAGCAAAAGGAGAAUCCAAGAGUUAGUGAUGAGGGGCAGCCAGCCUACAUGGUGAAUCAGAAGAUCUUGUAAAUUUACAGAGCUAGGAGACUUUUCCUUGCAACUAGUUGGAUAAUGUUUUUUAAGUUGGUUGUACAUUUAACUCAUGGAUGUCAAGUCUCUUGUGCUUGUCUGUACAUAAAUUAUGAAGUGGGUUGUGAAUACUGUUUCACAUGGAUGGAAGGAAAAAUUUGUUACAAUAAAUUAUUUAAAUGGUGGUUAUUGCAAACUUGCUACCAGAAGGCAACAAUUUAGAUUACUAAAAUGAGUGCUGCCAUUUUUCUAAAUACCCUUAAAGCAGCCCAGUGAAGAAUUUCAUCGUAUCUCCUUAAGACCGCAGCAUAUGAGAACUGGGAAUUUUAAGGGCUUAAUUUGUAGAAUUAAAGUUAUUUUAUUGACUUUGAUGCUUCGCCAGAUCAUUUCCUCUCCACCUCAUGGUAUCUUGGAACUGUAUUAUCCAAUACCGAAUAAGGGCCUGCAGUGCUAUCUAGAGAAAUGUCUAUCACCAUUUAAAAGAUGCUUCACAGUGGAGGAAAAGGCAGUGCUAUGAAAAUGCAUUAAAAGCACUAUCUUGUAUUUAGUGAUGUGGUUUUAAUCAAAUGCAGACUCCUCUCUAUUAGUAGAUAAAGAGUACUAUAGUGUUUGUUUAUGGCUCUGCCCUGAGAAGUAGGGAGACCUCUUAACUUGGGUUCUCUUACUUGCAAAAAGCAAGAACAGAAGAGAGAUCCCUGAUCCCUCCUGGAAAAUGUCCUAAGAUGUUCUAUAAGCUACCAUAUGCUGGUAGGUGACACUAGUCAGGCAUUUUAUAUCAAGGGUGCUCUGAACAUAUUUUAUUUUUCAAAAGAAGUACAUGUUUGUGAAUUUUAUGUAUACUGGCAAGCUUUUUUAAUGUAUUUAAUUUUGUAAUGUUUACUGAUGAUUUUAUUUACCAGAUAUUUACUCAAAUAAAUGGAACAACUUGUGA